GAGGGGUUUCAGUCUCAGCCCAAAGCUUCUAACAGGCACAUCCCAUUCUUGAAGAGAGGGGGACCGAGAGACACUUGCCGUGUCCAUGUUUUUUCCUGUCAUCCCCGCACGAGUCUGACUGUACCCCUCAGACUUGACGCAUCUCCAUAUCGAGGAAUUUACACUGCAGUUUCACCAGAGGACACUGGAGGAGACCCAACCGCUAAUACUUGAGUUCCCUUAAAUAUGUAGCUAACAAAUAUUAACCGAACGACUGAUUACGCUAACGUUCCUGCGUAAAAGAUUUUUUGAGACUAUAGUGCAGGACAUGAUCUGCACCUGACCAGACUCGUGUCUUCAUUUAAUGGACUGAACAGCACGAGAUAAAGUUCGUCGCGCGCUGAAGAACUUCUUCUGUACACUGGCAUCGGAAGCAUUCUGCUUUGAACGGAUAGCAAUCUUUAUUAAUUCCUAUUAAAGCUACAUAAUCAAGGCGAGACGGCGACCUCAGUCGAUUAUCUUUCCUUUCUUUGCUAUCCCAUGGAUAUCCACUGCAAAGCAGACCCCUUCUCGGCGAUGCACCUAUCCCAUAUAGGGCACGGCGGUGUGAACCAGCUAGGGGGGGUGUUUGUGAAUGGCAGACCCCUACCUGACGUGGUCAGGCAAAGAAUCGUUGAGCUCGCGCACCAAGGAGUCAGACCUUGUGACAUCUCAAGACAGCUACGGGUCAGCCAUGGCUGUGUCAGCAAAAUUCUCGGAAGCUAUCAAAAGGAUCUUAUAAGAUAUUAUGAAACCGGCAGUAUUAAACCCGGAGUUAUUGGCGGGUCCAAACCAAAAGUGGCGACGCCCAAAGUUGUGGAUAAAAUCGCAGAAUACAAGCGGCAGAAUCCCACAAUGUUUGCCUGGGAGAUCAGAGACCGACUUCUCGCCGAGGGCGUAUGUGACAACGACACUGUACCAAGUGUUUCAUCUAUAAACAGGAUAAUUCGAACCAAAGUUCAGCAGCCUUUCCAUCCAUCUUCUGAUGGCACAGGAACGCCUCUCACCACAGGACACACUAUAGUGCCCAGCACAGCUUCCCCACCUGUGUCAAGUGCUUCCAAUGACCCCGUGGGGUCCUACUCUAUUAAUGGCAUCCUCGGAAUCCCUCGCUCCAAUGGUGAAAAGAGAAAACGUGAUGAUGUUCUCUGGAGUGGCAACCACUUGGAUGGGAGGAAAAUAGGAUAUUAUGGUUCAGAUGGCUCUGGCCCAAACAGUGAUUCUCAGGGUAGUGUGGAGAGUUUACGGAAGCACCUGAGGGCUGAUGCUUUCACUCAACAGCAGCUGGAGGCUCUGGACCGGGUGUUUGAGCGGCCGUCAUACCCCGACGUCUUCCCCACGUCAGAGCACAUCAAGCCAGAGCAGGCUAAUGAAUACUCGCUACCAGCACUGAACCCUGGACUCGACGAAGUCAAGCCCAGUCUGUCAACCAGCGCCAGCUCAGAUUUGGGCUCCAGCGUGUCACAGAGCUACCCGGUAGUGACAGGUCGAGACAUGGCAAGCACAACCCUACCAGGGUACCCACCUCACGUUCCCCCGACUGGGCAGGGCAGCUACCCCACCUCUACACUUGCUGGAAUGGUCCCUGGAAGUGACUUUUCAGGAAAUCCCUACUCUCACCCACAGUACACAACCUACAAUGAUGCUUGGCGGUUCAGCAACCCCGCAUUAUUAAUGCCGCAUCCCGGGGCUCCGCCCCUCCCACUGCUGCCACUGCCUAUGACCGCCACUAGUUACCAUGGCAACCCAAUCAAACUGCAGGACCAUGGCCGCGGCCUCCAUAUCGUACCAGUCUGAAUUCCGUUAAGGUCAGAGGGAUUGAAGAUGGCUACACGAUCGUCAGUUUCAUGGGGCUGAGAUUUGAUUAGAAGGGUCAAGCAACAGCAGGAUCCCCCCCCCCCCCCCAGACAUCAACUAUACCCCCCCCCAUGCAACAUCAACAUUAAGGCCCUCAUUCUCUGAAUCACUGAACAAUGACUGAACUAUUUCCUGAAAGACUUUGAAAGAUUCUACAAAAAUAUAUAUAUAUUAUACAAGCUAUAAAAAAAGACAAACCGUGUGAAGAAUACAAAGUAACAAUUGAUGUGUUGUUGUUUUUUUUUUCUCUCUCUCUCUUUAAAUCAAUCAGUACAUUCCUUUACAUACUGUAUUUAGAAUCGCUUACAGAUCACACACAAGGUUGCCUGAGGCCUUUAAAGUAAUUUGCCCAUGUCCUACCAUUUCACUAGUGUCUUACCUCUCACAGACAGAACAGCAAUUUGUACGACUCAGUUAUAGAGCAUAAAGAGAACACUGCAGUAUGGAAUUUGCUCAAGUUUCUGUCAAACAGACAAGUCUUGGAGAAGCCAUCUCUGACUCAUGAUUUAAUGUUUUCUGUGAUACACAAUCAAAAUGGGGAAAAAGCAAAAUAGAAAAAAGAAAAAUCAGGUCAUAGACACUAAAAAAGUUAACUGUACAUGACCUGAAAAGAAAUCAGUUUAUUAAAUUAUUGUUUUGGUUUAGCUGAUGGUUUGUGUGCGUGUGUGCAUUUGUGUGUGUCAUACAUUUUCAGGAUAUUCCAUUAUAUCAUGUGUAAUCUCCAAUAUCAUGAUUGGUGACGCUCUUUUCUCGUUUGCACUAUUUUGCAUCACUGGAUUUUUAAGUACAGUUUAAUUACAGUUGUCUUCUAAAGUCUGUCAGAUUACAUGUUAUAUUUAAGUAUGACGGCCUACUCUAACUCUAGCAGCACUGGACAAAAAUACAUUUGCUGUUCAUUUGUUUUUAAACUCUACAUUAGAAACUAGUAUCUGUCUUUUUGUCCUUCAUUGUGAAUCAAAGGAUUUCUUUGGAAUUGUGUAACUGAGAUUACUCUGAUUGUCUCAGUCCCAAAAUAAUCAUUAGUAGUCAUCAACUGUACAACAACAAGUUCAACAAAUGCCUUACAGCUUUUUUAAUGUAUUAUUUUUUAGUUUGGCUAUGGUCCUGAGAGGUAGACAUACAUGUAACCCUUCUGUGGUUGAACAAAAAUUUCUCUAAAUGCUAAGUGGGACAUUGAGGUUAGACAUGAAACAGUGCAUACAUACACUCCUGGAAAUGUGAAGUGAAUGUAAUUUAUACCACGUUUGCCAAAGACUUAGUUUGAUAUUUAAUAUUUUAUUUGCUGUAUCUGUCAAUAAAACAGUAUUAUGUUUUAAUAGUAGUCAACACUGAAUGUAUGUGGUAAUGCUGAACAUAAGGAAAAGAUCCAUCUUAGCCCUACAGCAAUGUACACAAAAAAAGGUGAAUUCUGUUACUCAAAGGUAUGUCAUUUGCAACAAACUGCUGCUUUGUAGAAUGAUUUGUGUAUAAUGUGAAAACAAUUCUUCUAUGUAUAUAAGAUCACUUUUUCACCAUUGCAGUAUCGUACUAAUUUAAUGAUUCCAUUUGUAGAUAUGAGAACUGAAAGAAAAAAAAAACGAUUUACAUUACA
Messenger RNA from Myxocyprinus asiaticus (Chinese sucker), 3466 nucleotides. Its product is annotated as paired box protein Pax-2a. The record is from RefSeq and is a predicted model, not a curated record. Gene Ontology annotation, biological process: regulation of transcription by RNA polymerase II; anatomical structure development. The coding region runs from base 520 to 1815 and encodes 431 amino acids. Gene Ontology annotation, molecular function: DNA-binding transcription factor activity, RNA polymerase II-specific; RNA polymerase II cis-regulatory region sequence-specific DNA binding. The transcript has 12 exons. NCBI's taxonomy places the organism in Eukaryota, Metazoa, Chordata, Actinopteri, Cypriniformes, Catostomidae.